AUGACCGUCGACCCAGAAAGUAUUGUGAAAAAUGGGGAUGCUGAUUAUGUCCUAAAGAUAUUUCAGGCAACGCUAAAUCUCAUAGCUCAUGUUCUUAUUGGUAUAGUUGUCGGUGCUUGCAUAUUAAUUUCCUUUUCAAAUGGCCUUCCUAUGUCACCAAUUAUGCAACAUGUCGUUCUUUGUGCGGUUGGGUAUCAAUUGUUAAUGGCUGAAGCCAUUCUCAGUUUAUCAGCUGAUAAUGGAUGGUCAGCAGUACUACGGUUUAAGGACAAACGAAGGGCACAUACGAUUUUGCAAGUGACUGGUUCAGCCCUUGCUAUCGCAGGAACUUUAAUCGUAAUGAUGGAAAAGACCAGUCACUUCACAAGUACACAUGGUAUAUUGGGUUUCGUAGCCCUUGUGUUUACGACGUUGAGUCUUGUCAAUGGUCUAACAUCUCUCUAUGCACACGAGUGGCGCAAGUUCUGUCCUGGGAACAUAUCAAAAAUAACUCACAUCUGUUUUGGAAUAAUCGCCUUUGGAGCCGCAUCAGCCAGCUUGUGCUAUGGAUUUGAUGCUUUCUUCUUUAGAAUGUGGGCAGGCAACAAUGCACUGACAGACACCCUUAUUGGCUUCACUGCAGCUUUGACCACUAUCAUCAUCAUAAAUCCUACGAUCACCUUUUUUAAAAAGACCUCGCGCUUUGCUAAGAAGUAACAUUGAUUUCCUAAACGAGAAAACAGUCUUUGCACAUGUGGAUUUAAUUCUCGCACAUGUUGGUAUCGAAAGAACCUAAUUAUGGUUA
Molecule: messenger RNA, 784 nt
Organism: Zerene cesonia (dogface butterfly)
Lineage: Eukaryota; Metazoa; Arthropoda; Insecta; Lepidoptera; Pieridae
Exons: 3
Coding region: 1-696 (231 amino acids)
Molecular function (GO): transmembrane monodehydroascorbate reductase activity
Source: RefSeq, a predicted model, not a curated record